CCUCUUUGCUCUCAAAAUCUACUUUACGACUUUCACGCCUCACAAUCAUUCAAGAUGCUCGGCAUGCGCGCUGCCCCGCUCGAUCUCGAUGGCGCAUACCAGGUGCCGCUCGCCACGAAGACGCCGGGCAAGAACAUGAAGCGCGAGAACGCGUAUCCUCCCGCAACCGUUAACGGCAAGGCGCGCACCCUCAUUUCGCAGACCCCGUUCAAGCCGGGUACAAUCCAGCCCGAGCGCAUGAAAGAUGCCGGCCCCUCCAAGGCCACAAAGACGCCCUUUGGCGACAAGACCCCCUUCCCCAACCGCCUCCGCCCGCAGCUCUUCUCGCCCUCGCAGGACGCGGGCCCCAAGCUUCAGAAGCCCAACUUCGUGCUCGAGGUCGUGCCGGACGGCAAUGCGCGCCCGAGCUCGACGAGAAAGAACGCGCGCCCGAGGAGCAGCCUCACCAAGGCGUUCCAGACGCCGGCGAACCGGGGCGACUGGUGGAAUGUGCCCGAGGACGAUCUGAUGUCGCCGGAGAACUCGGUGCAGGAGAUCGCGGAGGAGGAGCUGUUCGAUUUCGAUGAGGAGAUCGAGUACAUGCCGCCCAAUACGCUGGAUCUGCCCUACGUACCGCCGUUCGACUUUGAGAUGCCGGACUACAAGAAGAUCGGCGCUGCGGUGACGGAGAUCAUGCAUUGCUACGCCUACGUUGACGUCGUGCCCACGCCCGAUCCAACCUUCGAUGAGAAGGACCUCGCCAACGACGGCAAGGGCCUCGCUGUCCCCAUGGAACGCCUCCUCCCGGAUAAAGUCCCCGAGGACGAGGAGGAGCCCACCGGCAAGCGCACCUCACCUGCUCCUUCCUCCAAGCGGACCUCGCCUACUCCCGUGUCCAAACCAUCAUCUCGUGCACCCUCCACCACUUCGCGCGCACCCUCCACCACUGCCCGCGCCCCCAGCGUCCUCCGCGGCACCACAACACACUCGCGUACGGCUAGUACAACUUCAAACAUCCCCUCCCGCCCCGCCACCGCGACCGCCCUGCGCCGUCCUACACAAAUCGCCCGUCCGGCGCCUGUGGUGCGCGCGCGCUCCGGCACCGUAUCCACAGCUGCCGCCGCCACGCCUAAACCGCGUCCGACACGGGCUGCGUCGGUCUCGCGACCCGCUGCCACGACUGUCUCGCGACCGGCUGCCACUGCGGUCUCGCGUCCGGGCGCCAAGUCGACAGCUGCGACCACCGGUGCCGCGAAUCGGGCGGGAGGCCGCGUCACUGGGGCAGGUGACCGCGCCGCGAGUAUUCCAUCGCGCGUCACCGGGGGAAAGAAGAUCGUGCCCAAAGAUGACGAUCCGUUCAAGUUCGACGUGGAUGGGCUGGUUGGGGAGGAUUUCAUGUUCGAGGUCUGAGCUUCCUCUAAUCCAAAGGGACUCCGGUUAUGAAGUGGGUUACAUAUCGAGGGCGAAAAGCGAAAGUUAUGAAGCAUGCAGACGAACCGCACACGGACACCUACUACCUAUCUAUCUAUUAAAUCUGCUGCUGUUUUGUUGGGUCCACGUCCUCGCUUUGUCUUCCCCUAUACUGUGUGUUUACCAGUUGGGUUCAUUAGGUUGAACUGUCAGCAGCUGUCUAUGAUUGUUUACGAGUACGACGAUGCAAUGCGAUGGUGACGUUUUCCGUG
This is a messenger RNA of Schizophyllum commune H4-8, 1661 nucleotides long. RefSeq lists its product as uncharacterized. The coding region runs from base 55 to 1389 and encodes 444 amino acids. The transcript has 4 exons. NCBI's taxonomy places the organism in Eukaryota, Fungi, Basidiomycota, Agaricomycetes, Agaricales, Schizophyllaceae. The record is from RefSeq and is a predicted model, not a curated record.